Molecule: messenger RNA, 1326 nt
Organism: Myzus persicae (green peach aphid)
Lineage: Eukaryota; Metazoa; Arthropoda; Insecta; Hemiptera; Aphididae
Product: biogenesis of lysosome-related organelles complex 1 subunit 5
Exons: 5
Coding region: 709-1320 (203 amino acids)
Biological process (GO): vacuolar proton-transporting V-type ATPase complex assembly
Cellular component (GO): endomembrane system; transport vesicle; BLOC-1 complex
Source: RefSeq, a predicted model, not a curated record
UCUAUUACCUAUACGUCUUCUAUCAAUUAUCAACACUUGAAUUUGAAAAUAUCCAUCCACGAAUUAAGAUAUAAAUUGUGGUUGAGUGGUUCUGGUUCACAGUAUUGUAAUAAUGAAAGUACUUUUUACUCCUUAAAAUUGUAAUUACAUUUUUAAUUGUAGUGUUUAGAAACUGCCAUCAUUGAUUAUAUUUGUUUUCUUUAUCUAUGUUGAUGAUUUUUUUCGUACUAAAUGACUGACAUUUUUAAAGAUUUGAGUGAUAUUUGGGAUAGGCUGUUCAGUCACCGUCCAUUUUUACAAGGAGAAAUUAAGUAUUUUUUAUCAGAAUUUGAUAAAAAAUCAUAUAGAGCUGAUGAAGAAAAUUUAAAAAAAAUUGGUGAACUUGUUAAUGAUUUAAAAGAAAAUAAAAUUGAAAGAUUUUUGCAAUCAAGUGGUGAAAAUUUAUUUUUAUUGAAUUCCGCCAUUAAUGAAGCUUUGAAUUUGAGUCAAGCAAUUUUGGAUCAAGAAAAUAACAUAAUUUCAGAAGAAGAUUUGAAAAUUAAAGAAGAAUUUCACGAAAGACGUCAGAAAGAAUUGGAAACAUUUAAGUCUGAUCUGAAAACUAGAUAUGAAAGUAUAGAUAAAGAUAUUGAAGAUAAAGUAGAAGCAAUCAAAAUACAUUUUGAAGAAGACAUAAAUAAACUUAUUGCCGACAACCAGUAAAAAAUUAUGGAUUAUAAAAUAAAAAUAAAAACUGACCCCCAGUUUUUGGAUUUGUUUAAGAAAAUUGAAAAGUCCAAAGUUGAUAUUCCCACUCAUGUUAGUGAAUGUUUUUCUGUUAAAAUGUUAGACCUAGAAGCUUUCAAGUGGUUUAGUGAAAAUUUGAAAAAAAUCGAUGGUCCCCCCUUACACACAUUAAUCACUGAAGAAAGUAUAGUUUUACCUAGUCCACCAAUUGUUGAGUCGAGUCCAGAGUACAAAGAAAAAAUGAGAAAAUUGGAGCAACGUCUAAAGAAUAAAGAAUAUGAUGCUAUGACAAAAAAUGUAGAUUUUCGAAGGGUUAGACUACCUGAAGAUACAAUUUCUUAUCAAAUUAAACAAAUCAAUAGGCAGUUGAUAGCAGUUCUCCAAUUUGUGAUUUCAACAGCUGCUGGAUUUUUAUUUGGAUAUUUGGGUAUCGAGUUGAUGCUAAGUACAACCUUUGAUUUGGGCUUUAAGUUAUUGUUGGGAAUCAUAUGUGCCCUAAUUAUAGCAUUAGCUGAAAUUUACUUUUUAGCCAAAAAAUUAUCUGAGGACUUCGAGCCAUUUGAUACAACUGGCGGAAAAGUUCAUCAAGAUUAAUUGUUG